CUUAUCCUCCACGGUGGCAACACCCACGACAGCUUAAUAAGUAAGAGUGGCAGAGUGCGCGAUGGUAGAAAGAAUUUUUGGCGGAAAGUUCUACCGCAACAGUUAACAUGACCCAGAUUGCGAGACGUAUCCUAGACAUUCCAGACAUCAGUGACAGGGCAUUCCUCAUCACUGUACAAUGCGGACUUGUCUGGCAUGCAGAGUGGCGGCACGAAUGCGUACUAAUCCUAUUUAUUGGUAAAAUACCGGUUGGUUGUCGGUGAAUUUUCUUGGUGUUGUGUGGCACAAUCCGCUACCCUGAAAGUGAUCGGUGCCUCGGUUAUUUGGUUCUAUGUGGGUGGGGCAAUAGGAUUAAGAUGUUGUGUUACAUAGUGUCAUGUUGCCUACCGAUGGCUACUCCUAAUAUAAGGACUCCUUAGUGGAUGUACGAAUGGGGGACUUAGCUCGCGGCCCAUCUGCACCCCAUUCGAAUAUCACCAUGUCUCCGUCCCAUUCUCGUUUUGCGCAGAAAACGUUCGGGGCAUUGAUCGUCUGCACGAUUUUCUCUUCUUUUCUCCUUGCAGUACAACACUACCAGGCUUGUCUUUAUUUGAAACGAUUUUGGAGAAAAGACCCCAGAUACUUUCGGUACAAUGUAAUCGUAGUAACAGCGAUCGACACAUUGCACCAUAUGUUCUGUGUUUACACGCUGUAUAUGUAUCUCGUUGCAUAUAUUAGCAGACCCCAACUUACGCAGCACUUCACAUGGUCAAUAACAUCGACUGUGUUCACAGAAACACUUGUCAGUUACCUUGUCCAAAUGUUUUAUGCAAGACGAUGCUGGCUCUUGAAUAAGAAACGGGUAGUUUUAACUGGCUUUAUCGUAUUUUGGGCCCAUGUACAGUUGGGCUUUGGACUAUGGUCAAUGGCUACAACCGUGAUGGUAAAUACAAUCGCAGAGUACAUCAGACCCAAACACCAGUGUCCUCCUACCCUUGCUGGCGUAUCUGCCGCGCUUUGCGAUGUUCUCAUCACAUACUCCGUGAUCAGUGAACUUAUGGGAACCAAGACUAGGUUCAGAUCGACGGAUAGGGGCAUAAAACGUCUUAUUGCAUUCACCUUCGGCACUGGCACUUUGGCCAGUGUGAUGGCCUGCACUAUUGUCGUUGCGUUUUUGACCGGAUUUGAUUCUGCCCUUGGAUUCAGCUACCUUCUAUGCAGAAUCUAUAGCAACAGUCUGCUUGCGUCGCUCAAUCAACGCGGUAACUGGUUUAAGCAUCUCGACCACUCCGGUUCUGAUUGGGUGGAGACUGCCGCAAAUCCGAAGAUACGUCCCUCGUCGAGGACUUUUCGGUCGGGCCCCUCGACUCAGAUCCUCCGUUCUCAUCACAAUCGUGGGACAGGUGCGAGCCGUGAUAUACCCAGAUCUCUGAAUGAUGAUGUUGUUCGUAUGAAGUUUUUACUUUCCGCGAGUGUUGGCUGACCGACGUUCUUUUCGUGCGGAUAGUAUGAACUUCGAAAGUUUGUUGAGCAUGGGCGGUCCGCGAAAUCGCCUUGCCACCUGCGGGAGUCCUAGUUUCCCUCAAUCCCCGAUUCCAUGA
Molecule: messenger RNA, 1580 nt
Organism: Cantharellus anzutake
Lineage: Eukaryota; Fungi; Basidiomycota; Agaricomycetes; Cantharellales; Hydnaceae
Exons: 20
Coding region: 431-1462 (343 amino acids)
Source: RefSeq, a predicted model, not a curated record